This is a messenger RNA of Malus domestica (apple), 3443 nucleotides long. Its product is annotated as protein CHROMATIN REMODELING 35. Gene Ontology annotation, biological process: gene silencing by siRNA-directed DNA methylation. NCBI's taxonomy places the organism in Eukaryota, Viridiplantae, Streptophyta, Magnoliopsida, Rosales, Rosaceae. The record is from RefSeq and is a predicted model, not a curated record. Gene Ontology annotation, molecular function: ATP binding; ATP-dependent chromatin remodeler activity.
CACAAAGCUCCUCUCUCUCUCUCUCUCUCUCUGAAGCUUUCAUUUCUGCAUUCCCCGCUGACGCCUGAAGGAGAAGCAGCUGCUUCUGCAAAAGGGUUUGUGUACGGACACUCGUCACGCUCGUACCGACGCUCUCGCUCCGAGAGUCUUUUGCGAGGGCAAGAGGGGAGUGGCCGUUUCGUACUCGGAAGCCAAAUGCGAUUGCUUUUUCCUCUCUAAAUUCCCAAAUUUAAGUGUUUGAGCCAUGGAGUCACCAAUUGAUGUAUCCCCCAUUAAAACUACAUAUGACAGUUUAUAUUCCAAGGGGCAUAAGAGGAUGAAACUCUGUUUGGACGGAAAGAAUUAUGAUGGCUUGGACAUCUCUGUAAGUAAGCAUGAUGAAGUUGUAGAGAAGAAACCUAAGUCUACUUCAGAAGUUGUUGACUACACUGAUCCAUUUGCCAUACGGAACUUGCUGGAGAGGUUAGACUGUGGUGAAUAUGGAAGUGUUACAAAGGAGAUAGAGGCAGUUCUUGCUAAAAAGACCCAAACUAUGGUCCCUUAUUUUGCAAAGUAUCCUGCACUGGCAAAUGCAUUCUUGGAGGAAGACAAAAGGCAGAGUAAAAAGGCUCCCAAAUCUGAAAAUCCACUAGCUAGUGAUAAAGUCAUUGAUCUGGAGGAUGACUGCGUUGAAAAUAAUGCUCCAGCAUCACUGAGGCCUGUGGUAAUCAUUGAUUCAGAUGAGGAACAAAGUGAAGAUCCGAGAUCUUAUCCUUUCAAAGAGGUUGUCUUGCCACAGCCAUCAUAUUCUUUCCAGGAGGUUUUCUUGGGACAAUCGUCAGAACAGAAUUCCAUGAAUAAAGCAGUGGAAAGAGACUUUUUGGAGAACAGACUUCCAGGUGAAAAACCAAGUCUGUCCAGUGAAACAGGAAUCAAGAAUCACCCAGGAAUUUAUGUUGGUGUAGAAGAUGAUGGUGAUUACCAGACAGAUGUUGAAGAAGAUGAUGGUCUGGGAGAUAUUUGGAAUGAAAUGUCAAUGGGUUUAGAAACUAACAAGGAUGCUGCUGUGGAAGGAAUGAGUGGCGGGGAAGAGGAAGGUGACUGUGAUCAUUCUUUUGUCUUGAAGGAUGAUAUUGGAUAUGUUUGCCGCAUUUGUGGGGUUAUUGACAGAGCAAUUGAGACGAUAUUUGAGUUUCAGUAUAACAAGGUCAAAAGGAGUACAAGAACUUACAUGCCUGAUUCUCGGAAUGGCAAAGAAAGAGAUUCAGCCGAGAUAGAUGGAUUUAAAUUGUCAGAGGAUGGUUUGAUACUAACUGAGAUAUCUGCUCACCCAAGACAUAUGAAACAAAUGAAACCUCAUCAAGUGGAGGGUUUCAAUUUUCUUGUUAGCAACUUGGUUGGCGAUAAUCCUGGUGGUUGCAUCUUGGCCCAUGCUCCAGGUUCUGGUAAAACAUUUAUGAUAAUAAGUUUCAUGCAAAGUUUUCUAGCUAAGUAUCCAAAUGCAAGACCCCUGAUUGUUCUUCCUAAAGGAAUCCUGGAUACGUGGAAAAAGGAGUUUAAAAUUUGGCAAGUGGAGGAUAUUCCAUUAAUUGAUUUCUAUGAAAAUAAAGCAGACAAUCGAUCACAGCAGCUGGAGGUGUUGAAACAAUGGGUGGAGCACAAGAGUAUCCUUUUCUUAGGGUACAAGCAAUUCUCCUCUAUUGUUUGUGAUCGAGAAACUAGCAAGGUAUCAACUGCGUGCCAAGAAAUAUUGCUGAAGGCACCUUCAAUUCUUAUUCUGGAUGAAGGGCAUACUCCAAGAAAUGAUAACACUGACGUGUUCCAAUCCCUUGCAAAGCUGCAGACACCUAGGAAAGUUGUACUUUCUGGAACCAUUUUCCAAAAUCAUGUCAACGAAGUAUUCAACCUUUUGAAUCUUGUUCGUCCUAAGUUUUUAAGAGCAGAAACAUCCCGACCCAUCAUCAAGCGGAUCAUGAGUAGAGUGCAUAUACCAGGUGUAAGGAAGCAGUUCAAAGCUGGCAGUGAAUCAGCCUUCUAUGAACUAGUGGAGCAUACUCUACAGAAGGAUAAUGAUUUUCGAAGGAAAGUCACUGUCAUACACGAAUUGCGUGAGAUGACUAGCAAGGUGCUUCAUUAUUACAAAGGAGAUACCCUCGAUGAACUUCCUGGGCUAGUUGAUUUCACUGUGGUACUAAAUCUCACCCCCAAGCAGAAGCACGAGACUGAGAAGUUAAAGAAGUUUGCAAGAAAGUUCAAGCAAAAUGCUGUUGGAAGCGCUGUUUAUCUUCACCCAAAACUGUCCAACUUGGCUUGGAAGCCUACUGAUCCAGAUGACAGAGUGGAUGAGCUCUUGGACAAAAUAGAUGUGAAAGAUGGAGUCAAGGCAAGAUUCUUUCUUAAUAUACUGAACUUAUGUGAGUCAGCGGGUGAGAAACUUUUAGUUUUCAGUCAGUACCUCCUACCACUGAAAUUUUUGGAGAGAUUAGUAGUCAGAAUGAAGGGGUGGAGCGCUGGGAGAGAAAUGUUUGUGAUCUCAGGUGAGUCAAGCUCUGAGCAACGGGAAUGGUCUAUGGAUAGAUUUAACAAUUCCCCCACCGCCAAGGUUUUCUUCGGCUCAAUUAAGGCUUGUGGGGAGGGUAUAUCGUUGGUAGGGGCUUCUCGACUAAUACUUCUGGAUGUACAUCUUAACCCCUCAGUGAGCAGGCAGGCCAUCGGUCGUGCAUUUAGACCAGGUCAGAAGAAGAAAGUUUUCGUGUAUAGAUUGGUAGCUGCUAAUUCUCCUGAAGAGGAAGAUCAUAGCACUUGCUUCCAAAAAGAAACAAUUGCAAAAAUGUGGUUUGAAUGGAAUGAAUAUUGUGGUUUCCGGGAUUUUGAAGUGGAGACCAUUGAUGUGAAUGAGAGUGAUGAUCCCUUCCUCGAAAGUCCAGUGUUGAGGGAGGAUGUGAAGCUUCUGUACAGAAGGUAGGUACCGCCAUCGUCAUUGGGCUGACAACUGACGUACAGAGUAGGGAAAAUUUUCUCACUAUACUUUGGUUGACAUUCCGUCCUUUGUCUGUUCACAUUAGAUUUUUGAUUUCUGGAAGAAUUUCAGGCAGGUUGCUUAGCGUUUAUUCGUUAGUACAGGCAGUUUCUGUUUUCUGCUCCUAGAAUCAGACUAGUCCCUCUAUGUCCACCGGGCAAUGGAUUCUGACAUGUAAAAGUUGUGAAGAACGGAAAUUUUGACAACGCUGUUUGAAGGAGGGUGCUUUUCGUCUUCUAGGAUACAUGACCUAUGAUGUUCGGUGUGAUUUCUCUUGUUCGAGUCUGGUUUGUACCGCUGCUUCAUUUUGGGGGCUAAGCAUUCUGCUUUUAAUUUAACUGACCUUCAAGGAAAUAGAGCAAUUACAGUUAGUAUAUAUGGUUAUGCUAGUUCUGGGCAUCUUGCUUUGAGUUCAAGAAAACCAGACAAGCUUUAUUUAUUUUUA